Messenger RNA from Venustampulla echinocandica, 669 nucleotides. RefSeq lists its product as uncharacterized. Gene Ontology annotation, molecular function: transmembrane protein transporter activity. Gene Ontology annotation, biological process: protein import into mitochondrial matrix. Lineage: Eukaryota; Fungi; Ascomycota; Leotiomycetes; Helotiales; Pleuroascaceae. Bases 1 to 669 code for a protein of 222 amino acids. The record is from RefSeq and is a predicted model, not a curated record. Gene Ontology annotation, cellular component: mitochondrial inner membrane; TIM23 mitochondrial import inner membrane translocase complex. The transcript is spliced from 2 exons.
AUGUCGAUCUGGGACAAAUUCACGGGGCGCAAGUCUUCCUCGUCCACAAAUUCAUCUACCACUUCCCCGACAUCCGACACCACCACCGACUCAUUCCAGCCCACUCCUUUCGAUCCCCAAGAGGGUCAAGAUGUUUCUUCCUUUCUCACAAGCUCUACCUUCGCCGACCCAUCACAAUUACAUCCUUUGGCUGGCUUGAAUCAGCAAACAUUAGAUUAUUUGUCGCUGGAGGAUUCCACCCUAUCCGAUCUCCCUGGUUCGCAAUCAGCCUUACCGUCCCGAGGAUGGUCUGACGACUUGUGUUAUGGCACUGGAGUGUCUUAUUUGACGGCCUUGACGCUGGGAGGUGCUUGGGGUCUACAAGAAGGAUUGAGGAGAUCGAAUGGGCAGCCCCCAAAACUUCGACUAAACUCAGUCCUUAACGCGGUUACCCGACGCGGACCAUUUUUAGGGAACUCGGCGGGUGUUAUUGCGAUGGUUUACAAUGGUUUCAACUCGUUCAUUGGCCAUAUCCGAGGAAAGCAUGACUCUGUGAAUAGUGUCGUCGCUGGUGCUAUAAGCGGAAUGAUCUUCAAGAGCUCAAGGGGCGUUCGGCCGAUGAUGAUAUCCGGAGGAAUCGUAGCGUCUGUUGCUGGCGCAUGGGCUGUCGCAAGAAAAGCUGUAUUCUAA